AAACGGGUGCCUUUGCCAAGAACUCCCUGUGCCCUGGAGCUCUGGGCGGCUUUUUUCCUAUUGGCUGGCCAAGUUUCGUUAUUUGGGGAGGUGUAUUUUUUCGAGCUGCUCAGCUGCGAUACACAUCAGUGCCUUUUGGGAGUGAGGUACCUGGAGGUCAGGGACCCAACCGGUAACAAUGACAGCAGAUGAGUUGGUCUUCUUUGUGAAUGGCAAGAAGGUGGUGGAGAAAAAUGCAGAUCCAGAAACAACCCUUUUGGCCUACCUGAGAAGAAAAUUGAGACUGAGCGGGACCAAGCUGGGCUGUGGAGAAGGGGGCUGUGGGGCUUGCACCGUGAUGCUUUCCAAGUAUGACCGUUUCCAGAACAAGAUCGUCCACUUUUCUGCCAAUGCCUGUCUGGCCCCCAUCUGUUCUUUGCAUCAUGUUGCUGUGACGACAGUGGAAGGAAUAGGAAGCACCAAGUCGAGACUGCAUCCUGUGCAGGAGAGAAUCUCCAAAAGCCAUGGCUCCCAGUGUGGGUUCUGCACCCCUGGCAUCGUCAUGAGCAUGUACACGCUGCUUCGGAACCAGCCCGACCCCACCGUUGAGGAGAUCGAGAAUGCCUUCCAAGGAAACCUGUGCCGCUGCACGGGCUAUAGACCCAUCCUCCAGGGCUUCCGGACCUUCGCCAAGGAUGGUGGGUGCUGCGGAGGAAGUGGAAACAACCCCAACUGUUGCAUGAACCAGAAGAAAGACUCCAAAGUCACUCUGUCGCCAUCUUUAUUCAACCCGGAGGAGUUCAUGCCCCUGGAUCCCACCCAGGAGCCCAUCUUCCCCCCGGAGUUGCUGAGGCUGAAAGACGUUCCUCGGAAGCGGCUGCGUUUUGAAGGCGAGCGCGUGACCUGGAUCCAGGCCUCCACCCUGACGGAGCUGCUGGACCUCAAAGCCCAGUACCCCGAGGCCAAGCUGGUGGUGGGGAACACAGAGAUCGGCAUUGAGAUGAAGUUCAAGAAUAAACUGUUUCCUAUGAUCGUCUGCCCGGCCUGGAUCCCUGAGCUGAACGCGGUGGAGCACGGACCGGAGGGUAUCUCCUUUGGAGCCGCUUGCCCCUUGAGCUCUGUGGAAAAGACACUGCAUGAAGCAGUUGACAAGCUUCCUGCCUACAAAACAGAGGUGUUCAAAGGUGUCCUGGAGCAGCUGCGCUGGUUUGCUGGGAUACAGGUCAAGUCCGUGGCGUCCCUUGGAGGGAACAUCAUCACCGCCAGCCCCAUCUCUGACCUCAACCCUGUGUUCAUGGCCAGCGGGGCCAAGCUGACCAUCGUGUCCACAGGCACCAGGAGAACAGUUCAGAUGGACCACACCUUCUUCCCUGGCUACAGAAAGACCCUGCUAGCUCCGGAGGAGGUCCUGCUUUCCAUCGAGAUCCCCUACAGCAGGGAGGGUGAGUAUUUCUCAGCAUUCAAGCAGGCCUCUCGGAGAGAAGAUGACAUAGCCAAGGUGACGUGCGGCAUGAGAGUCCUGUUCGAGCCAGGAACCUCACAGGUGAAGGAGCUGGCCCUUUGCUACGGUGGAAUGGCUGACAGAACUAUCUCUGCCCUCAAGACCACACAGAAGCAGACGGCAAAUUCCUGGAACGAGGAGCUGCUGCAGGCUGUGUGUGCAGGCCUGGCAGAGGAGCUGCACCUGUCUCCUGACGCCCCUGGUGGCAUGGUGGAUUUCCGGCGGACCCUCACCCUCAGCUUCUUCUUCAAGUUCUACCUGACAGUGCUUCAGAAACUGGGCAAAGGGAACGUGGAAAACGUGAGUGUGGGGAAUUGUGCGAAGCUGGACCCCUCCGAUGCCAGUGCCACCUUACUCUUUCAGAAAGACCCUCCAGCCAAUGUCCAGCUCUUCCAAGAGGUGCCUGAGGGUCAGUCUGAGGAGGACAUGGUGGGCCGGCCCCUGCCCCACCUGGCCUCGGCCAUGCAGGCUUCUGGGGAAGCUGUGUACUGUGACGACAUCCCUCGCUAUGAGAAUGAGCUGUCCCUCCGGCUGGUCACCAGCACCAAGGCCCAUGCCAAGAUCACGUCCAUAGAUAUUUCAGAAGCUCAGAAGGUGCCAGGGUUCGUUUGCUUUAUCUCUGCUGAGGAUGUUCCUGGGAGUAAUAAAACGGGAAUUCUUAAUGAUGAAACAGUCUUUGCAAAAGAUGAGGUGACUUGUGUUGGGCACAUCAUUGGCGCUGUGGUCACCGACACCCCAGAACACGCACAGAGAGCCGCUCAAGGGGUGAAAAUCACCUAUGAAGAACUUCCAGCCAUUAUCACAAUCGAGGAUGCUAUAAAAAACAACUCCUAUCAUGGGUCUGAGCUGAAGAUAGGGAAAGGAGACCUCACGCAGGGAUUUUCAGAAGCAGACAAUGUUGUUUCAGGCGAGGUGCACAUUGGUGGCCAAGAUCACUUCUACCUGGAGACUCACUGCACCAUCGCUGUCCCAAAAGGAGAGCAGGGGGAGAUGGAGCUCUUUGUGUCUACACAGAACACCAUGAAGACCCAGAGCUUUGUUGCAAACAUGCUGGGGGUUCCAGCAAACCGGAUUUUGGUCCGAGUGAAGAGAAUUGGGGGAGGCUUUGGAGGAAAGGAGACCCGGAGCACUGUGGUGUCCACGGCAGUGGCCCUGGCUGCAUACAAGACUGGCCGCCCUGUGCGCUGCAUGCUGGAUCGUGAUGAGGACAUGCUGAUAACUGGUGGCAGACAUCCUUUCUUGGCCAAAUAUAAGGUUGGCUUCAUGAAGGAUGGGAAGGUGGUGGCUCUGAAGGUGGAACACUACAGCAAUGCAGGGAACACCAUGGAUCUCUCCCAGAGCAUCAUGGAACGAGCCCUAUUCCACAUGGACAACUGUUACAAAAUCCCCAACAUCCUGGGCACCGGGCGGCUCUGCAAGACCAACCUGUCAUCCAACACAGCCUUCCGGGGCUUUGGGGGGCCCCAGGCGAUGCUCAUUGCCGAGUACUGGAUGAGCGAAGUCGCACUGACCUGCAGGCUGCCUGCAGAGGAAGUGCGGAGAAAAAACCUGUAUAAGGAGGGCGACCUGACACACUUCAACCAGAAGCUUGAGGCGUUCACCUUGUUGAGGUGCUGGGAUGAAUGCCUAGCAAGCUCCCAGUAUCACGCCCGGAGGAGUGAGAUUGACAAGUUCAACGAGGAGAAUUGUUGGAAGAAGAGAGGAUUGUGCAUAAUUCCUACCAAGUUUGGAAUAAGCUUCGGUAUUCCUUUUCUCAACCAGUCAGGAGCGCUGAUUCACGUGUACACAGAUGGCUCCGUGCUGCUGACUCAUGGGGGUAUGGAGAUGGGCCAAGGCCUGCACACCAAGAUGAUCCAGGUGGCCAGCAGAGCUCUGAAAAUCCCCAUCUCUAAGAUUUACAUCAGUGAGACGAGCACUAACACCGUACCGAACACCUCUCCCACGGCCGCCUCCGUCGGCACAGACCUCAACGGGCAGGCCGUCUAUGAAGCUUGUCAGACCAUCCUGAAAAGGCUGGAACCCUUCAAGAAAAAGAAUCCGUCUGGCACCUGGGAAGAAUGGGUCUUAGCUGCCUACCUUGAUGCAGUGAGCUUGUCUGCGACUGGGUUUUAUAAGACACCCAACCUUGGCUACAGCUUUGAGACGAACUCAGGAAAUCCCUUCCACUACUUCUCUUACGGGGUGGCUUGCUCCGAAGUGGAAAUUGACUGCUUAACGGGGGAUCACAAAAACCUCCGCACUGACAUUGUCAUGGAUGUCGGCUCCAGUCUGAACCCUGCCAUUGAUAUUGGACAGGUGGAAGGGGCAUUCGUGCAGGGCCUUGGCCUCUUCACCCUGGAGGAGCUGCACUACUCCCCAGAGGGGAGCCUGCACACCCGUGGCCCCAGCACCUAUAAGAUCCCUGCAUUUGGCAGCAUCCCCACUGAGUUCAGUGUGUCCUUGCUUCGUGACUGCCCCAACAAGAAGGCCAUCUAUGCAUCCAAGGCCGUUGGGGAGCCGCCCCUUUUCCUGUCAGCCUCUAUCUUCUUUGCCAUCAAAGACGCCAUCCGUGCAGCUCGAGCUAAGAACCCAGAUCGUAAGACGGAGCUUUUCCGGCUUGACAGCCCCGCCACCCCAGAGAGGAUUCGCAACGCCUGCGUGGACCAGUUCACCACCCUGUGUGUCACUGGCGUACCGGAAAACUGUAAGCCCUGGUCUGUGAGGGUCUGAAGAGUAAGCCCCCAGCAGAGCCUUCCUAUGCAACCACGGAGUUUCCAUGGGGUGUGGGCCAGGCCCUGCAGAACCUGAGUCUGUACACGUCGUGACCGACGACGCUUGAUGCAUCAGGAUGGUGUUUGGAAGAACACUGACUGUGUUGGCAGGUGUCGAUCAAAAAUAUGCUUUGCAAACUUAAUGAUAAGCCAGUUCAGAACUGUUAGGCACAUGUAACUAAUAAGCAACGAGAAUCUCUUAACGUCUGUUUUAAUCAUGCAUUUAAAAUAGGUUUAAGAAGUAUUUGUGCCAUAGCCUAACUCCCAGGACAGGCUGUCUAACCUCAGGUGCUGACAGGGUCUGCCCUUCAAGGAGAAUGCCCACAAACCUCCAGAAGCUUACAGUCUAAAUCCAUGUGCCUUCCUCGGAAAGCCUCCCCUUCAAGCUGAUGAACGUCAUAUUAUAACCUCAGAUCCAUACUCCAAUUUGCAGUGGGACAGUGGGGUGAGAUUCAAACCUCUACCUACCUUCGGGUCAUUGAAGAGAAUGAACAAUGAAACAAAUUCAAGGUUAAUUGAAUCUGAUCUUGUUAAGUGGCAGGAAGGAAAUUAUUCUAUACCAUCAAAAGCCAACUAACCCAAUUAUUGAGCACCUACAAUGUGCUAGGUUUCUUUCUCUUCCCCUUGGUAUAUUAAAAAAAAAUCCGGGAAAAAUCUUCAUUGGAAGCCAGAGUGAUUACCAUCUGGAAAUCACGCUACCAAAUUCAAGAUCAGCCAGAGAAAUCACUGUCAGGGAGCCUGGGUUCUCAUCCCAGCUGUGUCUCUAUCUGUACGACCUUGGUCUGUCGUUUCUCUUUUCUGUGCUUUAUUUCACUGUAGAAUGAAAGGAUUGGACUGGAAUAAUCUCUAAGGCCUUCUCCAGCUCUAAAAGUCUAUAAAUAUAUGACCUGAAAACUCCAGUUAUAUAAUCUGCAGCUACCAGAGACUUGGCUUCCUUCCUGUGAUGUGCUUUCUGGGCUUAGUGAAUCCUGCUUAGGUUCUCCCAAGUUCCUGAGGUUGGUAAAGAGAACAGGAGAGGGGCAAACAUCCUCUAGUUGCUCCAAAAGGUGAUUUCAUCGCUGUGUGGUGCGGGUGGCUGAUGUGACAUUGUCAUAUGCCUUCACUGCUUCAAACACCCAAAUUUCUGCCAGAUGGGGCCAUGGUUCUGGCCAUGGAAAGAGAAUAGUGGAGGCCAUGCACUUGAUCCUGGUGCUUAAUGCCACUAAUAAAUGAAAUGGUCAGCUGCUUGGCAUGUGAGAAAUACUUAUUAAUCAUCCUACUCUCACCAAAUGCUAAUACCUGCCAUGUCUUAGCCAGACUUCAUUUCUAGAGAACACACACACUACACACUCACGUACACACACACACA
Messenger RNA from Ailuropoda melanoleuca (giant panda), 5578 nucleotides. It is a transcript of the gene XDH, whose product is annotated as xanthine dehydrogenase. Gene Ontology annotation, molecular function: FAD binding; 2 iron, 2 sulfur cluster binding; xanthine dehydrogenase activity. The transcript is spliced from 36 exons. Lineage: Eukaryota; Metazoa; Chordata; Mammalia; Carnivora; Ursidae. Bases 179 to 4189 code for a protein of 1336 amino acids. The record is from RefSeq and is a predicted model, not a curated record.